This is a messenger RNA of Polychytrium aggregatum, 401 nucleotides long. RefSeq lists its product as uncharacterized. NCBI's taxonomy places the organism in Eukaryota, Fungi, Chytridiomycota, Chytridiomycetes, Polychytriales. Gene Ontology annotation, cellular component: ciliary transition zone. The record is from RefSeq and is a predicted model, not a curated record. The transcript has 2 exons. The coding region runs from base 1 to 381 and encodes 126 amino acids. Gene Ontology annotation, biological process: non-motile cilium assembly.
AUGGUCGCCCUGGCCUCGAUUUUCAUCGUGCUCGAGCCCGUCCGCAUCUUCAUGGGCUUCACCGGCAAUCUGAAGGAGCGCGUUCCAGAUCUGUGUGGCUCGUUCAUGCUGUCGACAUUCCCCCAGUUGCCGAUCCUGCUGUAUUUUUGCGGGCUCCAGUCGCUCACGGCCUCCGGAUUUACUCUGCCGUUCGAGUUUGCUCUCAAUUUCGUCUAUGCCCUCGUGCUGAUUCCGCAGAUCCUCAUCGGAUACAGGGCUGCAAAACAUAUUGUCGAUAUCCAGGCCGCUCGCUUUGUCGUUGGUGUUGGAGAGCUCCGCUCGGGAUUCGAUGAUAUCGCCUUGGCAGCGGAGCCAGAUCAUGGCAAGGCAAAGGCCGAGUAACAAGAUCAUCCUAUUCAGAC